AUGUUGCUGAACUACAGGAAGUUACCGCGGCCUUUGAGGGGCCUGGCCCUGGCCUUGGCCUUGGCCUCGGUGCUGCUGCUGAGCCAACCCCGCGCCGGCCGCUGCUCCGCCCCCGCCGUCAAGGUCGAGGCCAACGCCACCGCCGAGCCCUGCCCGUGCGCGGAGCCCGCGCUCUGCAGCCCCGUACGUGGCCGCAGAGACUUCGAGGUUUUUGUGUUUGAUAUUGGAGGAAAAUCCUGGAAAUCUUAUGACUGGUCUCAGAUCACAACGGUGGCAGCUUUUGGAAAAUACGACCCAGAACUUAUGUGUUUUGCCCAUUCAAAAGGGGCCAGGGUCGUCCUAAAAGGAGAUAUCCCUUUGAAGAAUAUCCUUGAACCUGCUUUCAGAGAAGCCUGGAUAGCCGAACAGCUCCAAUUGGCCCAAAAACAAUACAUGGAUGGAAUUAAUAUUGACAUUGAACAAGCUGUUGAAGAGGGGUCCCCUGAAUAUGAUGCCUUGACAGCUCUUGUUAAAGAAACUACAGAAGCCUUCCAUCGGGAAAUCAAGGGAUCCCAGGUCACUUUUGAUGUCGCCUGGUCCCCAAACUGUAUAGACAAGAGAUGCUACAAUUACAAGGGAAUCGCAGAUGCCUGUGACUUCCUCUUUGUGAUGUCUUAUGAUGAACAGAGUCAGAUGUGGACAGAAUGUGUGGCAGCCGCCAAUGCUCCCUAUAACCAGACCUUAACGGGAUAUGAAAGCUAUCUCAAGAUGGGCAUCGACCCUGAGAAACUUGUCAUGGGUGUUCCCUGGUAUGGCUACGAUUAUCCUUGUUUGAAUCUGUCUGAGGAUCAUGUGUGCACCCUUCCCAAAGUGCCUUUCCGAGGGGCGCCAUGUAGUGAUGCUGCUGGCCGCCAAGUGAGCUAUAAAGCCAUCAUGGAGCAAGUGAAUAGGUCCAUUUCUGAAAUCCUAUGGGACACCCAGCAGCAGGCCCCGUAUUAUGACUACCAGGACGCUGCUGGCCAGUUUCACCAAGUGUGGUAUGAUAACCCGAAGAGCAUUUCUUUAAAGGCAGCAUUUGUGAGGGAUCGUGGCUUAAGAGGCAUUGGGAUGUGGAAUGGCAACUGUCUGGACUAUUCUGGGGACACAGUAGCCAAACAGCAAACUGAAGACAUGUGGAGGGCCUUGGAAGUGAACCUGUGAAAGACUAAUAAAAAAGGCUGCCUAAAAUAUGCAUCAAGAAGUCAUCCUGUUUGCAUUUGUACAUCUUAUUUUUUGAAAAGAUAAAUAUGUGCACUACA
This is a messenger RNA of Gracilinanus agilis (Agile Gracile Mouse Opossum), 1277 nucleotides long. It is a transcript of the gene CTBS, whose product is annotated as chitobiase. The transcript is spliced from 7 exons. The record is from RefSeq and is a predicted model, not a curated record. Lineage: Eukaryota; Metazoa; Chordata; Mammalia; Didelphimorphia; Didelphidae. Gene Ontology annotation, biological process: carbohydrate metabolic process; chitin catabolic process. Gene Ontology annotation, cellular component: extracellular region. Gene Ontology annotation, molecular function: chitin binding; chitinase activity. Bases 1 to 1179 code for a protein of 392 amino acids.